AUGCCUGCCGCAGAAAAGUCUAAGGGGCUUCCUUUGGGGUACAAAGACGGGAAACUAAGACCUUUUUUCUCAUCCAAGGUCAAUCCUGGCUUGCAGGCCCAAACAAAAUUCGGACCAGAAGAUCGGUUCUACUUGUUCGUCAUCAUUAGUUGUGCCUUUUUGGUACGCUUUUAUAAACUUCCAGAGCCUCCUAUGGUAGUUUUUGACGAGACCCAUUUCGGAGGCUUUGCAAAAGAAUAUUUCGAAGGCGAAUUCUUUCUCGAUGUCCAUCCACCAUUGGUCAAACUCAUCUAUUACUGGAUCGCAUUGUUGUUCGGGUGGAACGGUAAGUUCGAGUUUGAAAACAUUGGUGAUGUUUUCGACGAUAACGUGCCGUAUGUUGCCAUGAGGUCAUUUUCUGCAGCUUGCGGUGUUAUGACUGUUGGUCUCACGUAUUGCAUCUUGAGAGCAUCAGCAUGUCGUCGCUUGGUAGCAUUAUUUGGCGCAUCUCUAGUCCUUCUCGAGAACUCCAUAGCCACCCAGUCCAGACUCAUAAUGCUCGAUAGCCCUUUGAUUGCCUUCACAGCGCUAACAGUGUUUGCGUUCAAGAAAUUCGAGAUGUCAUCUCCUUUCACUAGGGAAUGGAAGCAGUGGUUGUUCCUCACCGGAAUAGGGUUGGCACUCACUGUAUCAACAAAACUAACUGGUCUUUUUACUUUUGCAUGGGUCGCCGGCUGGUCCAUGUAUCAGCUUUGGUGCUAUGCUGGCGACUUAGACGUCACCUACAAAAUGCUCUUCAGACAUAUUUACCACAGAUUGUUCCGACUCGUGCUUAUUCCAUUCACGAUCUACUGUGGUGUUUUCUCGCUCCAUUUCAUGUCAUUGCCCAAAAACGGCACUGGCUCGGGUAUUCUUCUGCCCCAGUUCAAAGCGGAGUUUGAAGACUCGGACAAGCUUAGAAACACAGCUGUGGAUGUCUCUUAUGGAAGCACAGUGACAAUCAAACAUCACAGAUUGGAACAAUACUUGCAUUCUCACGAAUAUCCCUACAAAACUGGAUCCCACGAACAACAAGUGACCAUGUACGGUUUUCAAGAUGAUUUGAAUAGUGAGUGGAUCAUUGAAAGACACGGCACUAUCAUGGAAGGCCAAUUGGAUUCCAGAUUUCGGCCCAUCAAAGACGGCGACACAGUGAAGCUUUACCAUAAACGCACCAAGAAAUACUUGCGUGCCAACGACGUCCGGCCUCCAAUUUCCGAGCACGAUUACUCCAACGAAGUCAGCUGUGACGGCAACAGAACCACCACUCAGGAUGUCAACUACGAGUGGAAAGUGAGGAUCGUUGGAAGGAAACCUCACUCGGAAAAUGAGCUUCCUUUGCGGAAGUUGCGUGCUACCGAAUCGGUCUUUCAAUUGAUCCACAAAGGAACCCGUUGCAUUUUGAUGGGACAUGACACGAAAUUGCCCGAGUGGGCAUUCCAUCAGAGCCAGGUAUUGUGUGUCAAUGAUCCAACAAUUGCCAACACGUUGUUUUACAUCGAGUAUAACAAUCAUCCUGUUAUUGACAAAGAUACAGAGACAUAUCCUCGUGUGAAACUCCCUCGGAAACUGUUUUUCAGUAAACUAUUGGAAUACCACCAAGCCAUGUGGAGAAUCAACAAAGGUUUCACAACAAAACAUGAAUACUCAUCGCAGCCUAUACAGUGGCCAUUUGUCACCCGAGGAAUAAACUUUUUCACAAACGGGCAUGGUGACAAGCAGUUGUCUGAUGAGACAGGAAGCCACAUUUACUUCUUGGGCAACCUUACUGUCUACUAUGGUGGUAUUUUGGUUGUGCUUCUAUUUGGAAUCCGUUUUGCAUUCUAUGCACUUGUGCAUUUAAACCCCUUCAAGCUUGUGAAUGAACCAGCAUUCGUGACGAAUAAUUAUAUUACUAUGCUAGAGUUUGUCAGUGGUUGGUUCAUCAAUUACUUCCCCUAUUUUCACAUGUCACGCCAGUUGUUUGCCCAUCACUAUUUGGUGAGCGUCUUUUUCCUUGUUUUGGCCAUUGCACAGUUCGUAGAACACCAGAUGCGCAUGCAUCCCAUGGGAGGCUUCGUGCUUUUACUUUCUAUUGAGGCGUGUGCCGCAUUGUGCUUCGGGAAAACCAAGCCAUUGAUAUACGGUCUAAACUGGACUGUCGAAGAAUGUCAGAAAGCAAAGUGGUUCCCGACCUGGGACUUUGAUUGCAUGGCGUACAGCCAAUAA
This is a messenger RNA of Clavispora lusitaniae ATCC 42720, 2226 nucleotides long. It is a transcript of the gene PMT5, whose product is annotated as putative dolichyl-phosphate-mannose--protein mannosyltransferase. Gene Ontology annotation, biological process: protein O-linked glycosylation via mannose. NCBI's taxonomy places the organism in Eukaryota, Fungi, Ascomycota, Pichiomycetes, Serinales, Metschnikowiaceae. The record is from RefSeq and is a predicted model, not a curated record. Gene Ontology annotation, cellular component: membrane; endoplasmic reticulum. Gene Ontology annotation, molecular function: dolichyl-phosphate-mannose-protein mannosyltransferase activity.